CCCAGACGUGGCGCAGGGGCCCAGCGGUUCGCCUCCUUCUUGCGGAUCAUCUUCGGCCCGGUUCCGAUGCACCUCCCGCUUCCUCCACCGCCCCUGCUGCUGCUUCUUGCGGCUCUUGCGGCUGCCGUCACCACCUUCCGGCCCGACUGGAACCGCUUGCACGGCCUGGCCCGAGCCCGGGUAGAGACCUGUGGGGGAUGACAGCUGAAUCGCCUGAAGGAGGUGAAGGCCUUCGUCACCCAGGAUAUCCCUUUAUAUCACAACAUGGUAAUGAAACAUCUCCCAGGGGCAGACCCAGAGCUAGUCCUGCUGGGCCACCGCUACGAAGAACUGGAGCGAAUCCCACUCAGCGAAAUGACCCGCGAGGAGAUUAAUGAGCUUGUGCAGGAGCUCGGCUUCUACCGCAAGGCGGCGCCUGACGAACCUGUUCCCCCAGAGUACCUGCGGGCGCCUGCUAGGCCCGACGAAGGCGCUCCGGCCCGCGCUGACCUUUAAGUCCGGGUAUGCGGGCCCGCUCCCUCCCUCGCCUGAGCCCUGGGGACAGAAUGAAGCGCUCAGCGUCCCGGGAACACCUCCCUCGCUGAGGGCCGACGCCCCGUCCCAGAGCCGGCAGAGAUGGAGUUGGGGGUUCUUGCUAACCCCCUUUCUUCCCUCCCCAGCUCAAUUAAAUCCUCUUCAG
Molecule: messenger RNA, 679 nt
Organism: Puma concolor (puma)
Lineage: Eukaryota; Metazoa; Chordata; Mammalia; Carnivora; Felidae
Gene: SELENOM
Product: selenoprotein M
Cellular component (GO): endoplasmic reticulum lumen
Molecular function (GO): oxidoreductase activity
Source: RefSeq, a predicted model, not a curated record